ACUAUUCCAUUUCAUUCAUUAGUUUAAGUUUUUGAGAUAAAAAGGGGGAAAAUCAUUGUCCAUUGCCAAACUCAAGUUUUCUUAGAUGGUAAUUUUGGCGGUGGGCCUAAAUCAUAUAAUGGGCCUUUUAGAUGAGCCUAUCAACUGAUGUGAAAAUAAAUCUCUGUCUCAAUCUGUGAAAAGCCCUAGUAAAACCCUAGCUCCCAAUUCCCUCAGUCCACUGAGCCGUUAUAUAACUGUUCACCUGCAUCAUUGAAAGCCAAAAUCAACAGACCCGUGUUGAGAAGACGACUUUCAUCUGCAAAAAGGAUUUGGAGUGAAGAGAUCUGUGAGGAAAAAUGGCAAACCCGAAGGUCUUCUUUGACAUCUUGAUAGGAAAGAUGAAGGCGGGUCGUGUUGUGAUGGAGCUAUUCGCAGAUGUGACACCGAGAACAGCUGAUAACUUCCGUGCUCUGUGCACAGGAGAGAAGGGUAUUGGGCAAGCAGGGAAGGCACUACACUACAAAGGCUCAGCCUUUCACCGUAUCAUCCCAGGGUUCAUGUGCCAAGGAGGAGACUUCACCCGCGGGAAUGGAACCGGUGGAGAAUCGAUUUACGGGGCUAAGUUUCAGGACGAGAACUUCAAGUUGAAGCACACUGGUCCGGGGAUUUUGUCUAUGGCUAAUUCAGGCCCCAACACGAACGGUUCUCAGUUCUUUAUCUGCACUGAUAAGACAGCUUGGCUCGAUGGGAAGCACGUGGUGUUUGGGAAAGUCGUUGAUGGGUACGAUGUGGUGAAGGCGAUGGAGAAUGUUGGGUCUGAGAGGGGAGCUACUUCUGAACCAGUUGUGAUUGAAGAUUGUGGUGAGCUCAAGAACCAAACUUCAGAAUAAGUUUCAAACAAGGAAUAGAGUUCAUAAACCUCGAUCAUUAUGCUGUGAAGAUCGUUGAGAUCAAAACGUUGGGGUUUGACAUUAUUAUCUUAUGAAGUGGCCAAACCUUCUGAGUUUAUUUUUUUAUUUUCAAAAACUCCAUGUAAAAGAGUAGGAUGGAUAAUAAAAUAAUGGCAAAACUCCUUUGUUUCA
Brassica napus (rape) is the source of this 1064-nucleotide messenger RNA. RefSeq names its product peptidyl-prolyl cis-trans isomerase CYP19-3. Gene Ontology annotation, molecular function: peptidyl-prolyl cis-trans isomerase activity. NCBI's taxonomy places the organism in Eukaryota, Viridiplantae, Streptophyta, Magnoliopsida, Brassicales, Brassicaceae. Gene Ontology annotation, biological process: protein peptidyl-prolyl isomerization; protein folding. The record is from RefSeq and is a predicted model, not a curated record. The transcript has 2 exons. The coding region runs from base 339 to 872 and encodes 177 amino acids.